Molecule: messenger RNA, 1234 nt
Organism: Aspergillus campestris IBT 28561
Lineage: Eukaryota; Fungi; Ascomycota; Eurotiomycetes; Eurotiales; Aspergillaceae
Product: 60S ribosomal protein uL4
Exons: 4
Coding region: 19-1134 (371 amino acids)
Biological process (GO): translation
Cellular component (GO): cytosolic large ribosomal subunit; ribosome
Molecular function (GO): structural constituent of ribosome; RNA binding
Source: RefSeq, a predicted model, not a curated record
CCCGUCGACACGACAAAAAUGGCGUCUCGUCCUACCGUCUCCAUCGCCACGGCUGAGGGUAAGCCCAGCGGGGCUACCGCUACCCUGCCGGCUGUUUUCAAUGCGCCUAUCCGCCCGGAUAUUGUCCAGCAGGUGCACACCGGCAUGGCCAAGAACAAGAGACAGCCCUAUGCUGUGAGCGAGAAGGCUGGUGAACAGACCUCUGCUGAGUCUUGGGGUACCGGUCGCGCUGUCGCUCGUAUCCCUCGUGUCUCCGGUGGUGGUACUCACCGUGCCGGUCAGGCUGCCUUCGGUAACCAGUGCCGUUCCGGUCGCAUGUUCGCUCCCACCAAGGUGUGGCGCAAGUGGCACCAGAAGAUCAACGUGAACCAGAGACGCUUUGCUACCGCCUCCGCUCUGGCCGCUUCUUCCGUCCCCGCGCUCCUGUUCGCCCGCGGUCACCGCGUCGCCAACAUCCCCGAGGUCCCCCUGGUCGUUGACUCCAAGACCUUCGAGGGUGCCGCCCUCACCAAGACCAAGGCCGCCAUCGCUCUCCUGCAGGCCCUUGGCGCCGGCGCCGAGCUGGUCAAGGUCAACAAGUCCAAGAAGACCCGCGCCGGUAAGGGUAAGCUGCGUAACCGCCGCCACCGCCAGCGCCGCGGCCCCCUGGUCGUCUACAACCCCGAGACCGACGGCAAGGAGCUCGUCCGCGCCUUCCGCAACAUCCCCGGUGUUGAGACCUGCGACGUCUUCGCCCUGAACCUGCUCCAGCUCGCCCCCGGUGGCCACCUCGGCCGCUUCGUCGUCUGGUCCUCCUCCGCCUUCCAGGCCCUCGACCAGAUCUACGGCACCACCACCACCCCGUCCGCCCUCAAGAAGGACUUCUACCUGCCCUCCAACCUGGUCGCCAACGCCGACAUCAGCCGUCUGAUCAACUCCUCCGAGGUUCAGUCCGUGCUCCGCGCCCCCAAGGGCGAGGCCCGCACCAAGCGCGUCUCCGUCCAGAAGAAGAACCCCCUCCGCAACAAGCAGGUCAUGCUCCGCCUCAACCCCUACGCUGCUGCUUUCUCCAAGGAGAAGCUCGGCCAGAAGCCCUCCGGUGGCUCCCAGGGCGCUGCCUCCAAGGACUUCAUCGCCACUCUGCACCAGAACUAGGGUUUCUCUCCAUCGUGUUGGGUCGGUUAGUGACGAGAUAGGGUUUAUUUAAAAAUGUUUAGCCGAAGCAAAUGAAUAAUUUGCAUACAGCUGUAAUGAU